CUAAAAUGUACCCAUGAUCCUCCUGAAACGUAUGACCUGUCUCUGGCCUUGGCGUGUGUCUCAGUGCUGCCCGCUGUCUGCUAGCUGUCAGUAGGUUGACUUGGUUUGUAACUAGUUAACUAGCGAGUCUUCCUGUCCGACAAGUCGGCUAGUUAACCGGGUUGGGAAACCGUUAACGGCGGAGCUGAGCCACAAUGCUGAAAUGUAGGACCGUGUGGAAAAAGCUUGCGCCUCUCGCCAGAGCUUCAUCCACUGUGUGCCGGCAGAAUGUGAGGAGGACAGCGUUAACCAAUGGCAGAAUACCAUCAAGUGCACCCGCGGCUCACAUGUCCACCGGGCCGGCGGGGGGAAUCGGACCAAACCAGAUCUACGCCCUUGUGUUUGGAACAGCCUGCCUCGGUGGAGGGAUAUAUGCGUACCGAAUGAUCAAAGGAGACAAACAAAGAUAUCAGGAACGUAUUGAUGAAAUUGAAUCCAGAAAACAUAAAGACAAAAAAGAAUCAGACACAACCAUCCAAUCAGAGCCUCCCGCUGUGGAGGCUCCUGUGACAGAGGCCGUCCCUGAGCCAGAACCUCAAGCAGCGCCUUCAGCGGAGGAGACAAGCCCCCCGGCCCCUGAUGCUGAAGUAGCGGCCCCCAGUGAAACAACAGAAACGCCCCCAGCAGAUGAGCCAGUGGUAGAGACGCCUCCGGAAGAGGCAGCAGAACCACCUGCUGCAGCUGUAGUUGAGGAGGAACCAUCAGCCCCUUCUGAGCCACCGUCUUCAGCCGAGCUUACAGAACCACCUCCAGCCGAGCUUACAGAACCACCUCCAGCCGAGCUUACAGAACCACCUCCAGCUGAGCUUACUGAGCUGCCUCCAGUUGAGCUAACCGAGCCGCCUUCCUCUGAGCUUACCGAGCCGCCCCUGGCUGAGCUAACCGAGCCGCCCUCAGCUGAUCUUACCGAGCCGCCCUCAGCUGAUCUUACCGAGCCGCCCCCUGCACCUGUUGUGGAGAGUGAACUUGCAGCAGCAGCAGAAACACCCGCAGCAGAGCCGCCUCAGCCUGAAGUUGUGGCACCGAGUGGUGUCGACUCCGAACCCGCCUCCUCCAAGAUCCCCUCACACACCCCCUACCUCCUCAUCGGUGGAGGUACCGCCUCUUUCGCUGCUGCCCGGUCUAUUCGAGCCAGAGAUCCUGGUGCCAGGGUAUUGAUAGUGACUGAUGAGCCAGACCUUCCAUACAUGAGACCACCUCUUUCUAAGGAGCUGUGGUUCUCCGACGACCCCAGUGUGACGGAAACGCUGCGUUUCAAACAGUGGAAUGGAAAAGAAAGAAGCAUUUACUUUCAGCCUGCAUCAUUCUACAUUACUGCAGACGAAUUGAAUAGUGCAGAAAACGGGGGAGUGGCUGUUCUCACUGGCAAAAAGGUGGUUCACAUGGAUGUGAGAGGAAACAAAGUAAAACUGGACGAUGAUACUGAGAUUUCAUACGACAAAUGUUUGAUCGCUACAGGCGGAGUCCCAAGAAAUCUGCAGGUCAUUGAGAGAGCAGGAGAUGAGGUGAUGGCGAAGACGACUUUGUUCCGCAAGAUCGACGACUUCAAAUCAUUGGAUAAGGUCUCCAGAAACAUCCAGUCCAUCACAAUCAUCGGGGGCGGCUUCCUGGGCAGCGAGCUUGCCUGCGCUCUCGGCAGGAGAUCUAAUGAGUCUGGCCUGGAGGUGAUACAGAUGUACCCUGAGAAGGGCAACAUGGGGAAAGUGUUGCCUGAGUAUCUGAGCAACUGGACAACAGAAAAAGUCAAGAAAGAGGGCGUAAAAAUCAUCUCAGAGGCUUUGGUGAAAUCCGUGACCUGCAAAGACGACAAGUUAGAAAUCCAACUGAAGGAUGGCCGACUGGUGAAAACCGAUCACAUUGUUGCAGCUGUUGGCCUGGAGCCCAAUGUUGACCUUGCCAAGUCAGCAGGUCUGGAGGUGGACUCUGACUUCGGUGGCUUUCGGGUCAAUGCAGAGCUGCAAGCUAGAUCCAAUAUUUGGGUGGCGGGAGAUGCUGCGUGCUUCUACGACAUCAGACUUGGCCGCAGACGGGUGGAGCACCACGAUCACGCCGUUGUGAGUGGAAGACUAGCAGGAGAGAACAUGACGGGAGCCAACAAACCGUACUGGCAUCAGUCUAUGUUCUGGAGUGACCUGGGACCAGACGUCGGGUACGAGGCGAUUGGGAUUGUUGACAGCAGCCUACCAACAGUCGGAGUGUUUGCCAAAGCCACUGCCAAGGAUACACCUAAAGCUGCUACAGAGAAGUCCGGAACUGGGAUCCGGUCAGAGAGUGAAACAGAGGAAACAGCCACAAGCCCAGUGGCCUCUUCAUUGCCUCCUCCCGCUGUGGUGCAGCACAAAGACGAUUAUGGAAAAGGAGUCAUCUUCUACCUGAGGGACAAGGUGGUGGUGGGCAUCAUCCUGUGGAACGUGUUUAACAGGAUGCCCAUCGCAAGGAAGAUCAUCAAGGAUGGAGAGGAGCACGCAGAUCUGAAUGAAGUGGCCAAGCUGUUCAACAUCCACGAGGAUUAAGACGGAGGGGAGUUACGCUUCGUGAUAAGACUGAAUUUUGACAUCGUCACACUCUGAUCACUGAUCAUACAUGCAAAACGGGAGAAUUUAUGUAAAUGUUGUCACGUCGCCGAAAUAUUUUCGUAUUUGGAAUUUCUAUCCGCUGCAGCAUUUUUUUUUUUUUUUUUUUUUUUUUUAAAUAUUUAGGAAAAAAUUAUGGUCAACCACUAUCCACCAAACUUUACACUCAUGUUUCUUUUCUUUUUUUAAAGUCUUGAUCAAGAUGUGAUUGUCUGUCUGCUUUUCCCCACCAGGCUGAAAAUGUUGGGCAUGGAUUAUUGUUUUGUUUUUUUCUGUGUGUGAUCAGAGCAGCUUGUCGCAAGAGAAGCUGCAAUAAAAGCUAUUUUUAAAUUGGA
Molecule: messenger RNA, 2947 nt
Organism: Larimichthys crocea (large yellow croaker)
Lineage: Eukaryota; Metazoa; Chordata; Actinopteri; Sciaenidae
Gene: aifm1
Product: apoptosis inducing factor mitochondrion associated 1
Exons: 21
Coding region: 195-2552 (785 amino acids)
Biological process (GO): mitochondrial respiratory chain complex assembly; apoptotic process
Cellular component (GO): mitochondrion; cytoplasm
Molecular function (GO): FAD binding; protein dimerization activity; NAD(P)H oxidase H2O2-forming activity
Source: RefSeq, a predicted model, not a curated record